AUGUCAAGUAGACAAAAAUUAAAAGCAACGAAUGAUAUAUUUGAAAUGAUAUCAGAAAAUGAUGAAGAUAUUAAAUUUGAUGACUGUGGAAUUUUAAAACCAGUUACUGUAUCAAAAUCAACGAUUGUUGUUUCAAAUGAUGAUUAUCCUCAUUCACCUACACCAGAAACAACACCUAUAUGCGAUAGUGAUAAAAUUUAUUGCGGUCCCAAACGGUGA
Adineta steineri is the source of this 219-nucleotide messenger RNA. Lineage: Eukaryota; Metazoa; Rotifera; Eurotatoria; Adinetida; Adinetidae. The record is from the annotation of a GenBank genome assembly.